Alligator sinensis (Chinese alligator) is the source of this 1441-nucleotide messenger RNA. RefSeq lists its product as uncharacterized. The record is from RefSeq and is a predicted model, not a curated record. Lineage: Eukaryota; Metazoa; Chordata; Crocodylia; Alligatoridae. The transcript has a single exon. The annotation marks the transcript as partial.
UGCUGGCUCCUAAUCCCCCUGCUCCCAUCCCUCCCCCACAGAAAACCCAGACAUCAAAGCUCCUACCCCCCCCUCCUCCAACCCCCACUUCACAGAGGCUUCAUUCACUUCAAGUUUCGGUCUCACUUCCAGGCCCCGGAAAGGGGAAGCAAGGAGUGGGGGGGGAGGGCAUCAGACGCAGCCCAGAGCAGAGCGGGGAAGGUAGGGCCCCUUCCUCUCCCAGAGCACCCAAGCAUCCAAGACCCCGCUCGCCCCCACCCUGCCCAGAGCACCCAGGGGUCCGGGCUCCCAGAGCCCCCUCCUCCCCGCCCCCACAAAGAACGCAGGCAUCCCGGCUCCCUGCUCCAAGCCUGUGGUCUGGUGGUGGGGCCUGGAUGCAGGGCAGCUGCGGGUCAUGAGUGGGGGGCACCACUGUGGGGGGGGCUGUGGGUCGGGAGUGAGGGGCACUGCUGUGCGGGGUGCGGGUCGGGAGUGAGGGGCACUGCUGCGGGGGGCUGUGGAUCAGGAGUGGGGGGCACUGCUAUGUGGGACUGCAGGUCAGGAAAGAGCGGCACUGCUGGUGGGAGGCUGCGGUCGGGAGUGAGGGACACUGCUGUGGGGGGUGCAGGUUGGGAGUGAGGGGCACCCACUUACCCCUCUCUUCUGCCCCGUUCUCUCUCCCCCCUCCAAGAUGGCUGCAGCCGUCGUCGCUGGCCUGGCCCGUGUGUUGCACCCUGCCCUGGGUGGGGCUGGGGCUUCCGGCCAGGAUGGUUGUCAGGGCCUGGCCCUCUGGUACCUCCUUCUGGGGCUGCGACUGGUUGCCCUUUUUGUGGCCGAUGGCCCCGGGCCUUCAGCGGGGCCCAGCCUGGUCUGUGCCUCAGCCCCGGGGGAAACUGAGGCCUCUCGGGCCUUCUGCACAGCUAUCUGCUUCAACCAGUGCUUCCCGGCCCCCAUCGCCACCGCCUGGGGUCUCGGCUUCCUCGCCUGCCUCCUCCCCGUUGGGCUCAUGCGGCUCAUUCGCUCCCAGGGCAGAUGCCAGGCCCCAAAUGUCGAAGCCAUGGAUGCAUCCAAGAUGGCCGCCAACUCCGAAGGGGAGGAGUCUCCAUCUGAGGCAUCCAAGAUAGCUGCCCAAGUUGGAUUUAACCUGGCUGUCUUGUCUGAGGGGAAGGAGCUUCCGUCCAAGAUGGCCGCUGGGAGAUCCAAGAUGGCAGCCUGCCCGGCCAUGCGCUCCCUGGCCUUCGGCCUGUGCGUGGCCCUGCUGCUCUUGGUCGAGACGGUCUUCCUGUGGGUGGUGCUCAGCCUCCAGUUGCCAGCCGUGAUGGUAGCCUCUUUCCGGUGCCAGCCUGACUCCGCCCUCUGCCCCCUGACCCUGGAGUGUGCCCUGGGCAGGCAGGCCGAUAAGCAGCUGGCGCUCUGGACCUUGGCCUCCACUUCCUUCCUCAACAAGGCCGCCUGCCUCAUC